AUGACUUCACAAGGAGAUUUCAUUAUCAAUGGUCAUCAUAAAGUGGUAGUUUUUCAAUCAGUGCGGGCUCCGGCCGUUUAUUAUUAUUUUGGAGAAAAAGAAAAUAAUGCUAAAAAUCCGUUGGCGAUUGAAGUUAAAUUUCUUAAUUCGGGGCUAGUAUUUAACUUCCUAGAUAUCUUAAAAACUUUUAAAGUUUCCCCAGAACUUCUGAAAAAUUUGUUUGAUGAAGAAAGUUUAAAUACUGAUGGUUAUCAAGAGAUUAAAGAAUUAGAAAUUGGAACUAGCACAACCAGUUUGCCACGCUUUUUAUUCACGAGUAGCAAGGGCAAUUCUUACUUUAACCUAGGAAAGUUAGGAAGAAGAAAAUAUAACCAAAAAAUAGACCUUAUUCAACAAUUAAAAGGUCAAACCUUAGCCGAAGACUUGUGUGAUAAACAAGGCAAG
Messenger RNA from Funneliformis caledonium, 444 nucleotides. NCBI's taxonomy places the organism in Eukaryota, Fungi, Glomeromycota, Glomeromycetes, Glomerales, Glomeraceae. The record is from the annotation of a GenBank genome assembly.